AUGGCGGAUAGCAAGCCUGAAAGCCCUCAGUCCCAGGAGCCUCACGGCAGCUCUCGCAGCUCCAAGCUGCCGCGCCUGGGGCAGAGGCGCCAUCAAGAUCAAAUUCAAACAGCAGAUUCUGAUUCUAAGCCAGGUUACGAGAAGAACAACCCAACGAACAUUCCUACGCACGAUAUUAAAUCUGUAUACAGUAAAGAGCGGAAACCUAGAAGAAUUUCUGGUUCAUCGAGUAUUCCGAUUCACGACUGCCUUGACAUCCCCAGGCCUCGUACUCCACCUCGCACGACCAAGACUACAACCGGCAAAAUCCACACACCCCGUGUAACCAACGACGGUACCCCACACCCAUCUUCUCUAGGCAAUUCGAGCUCUUCAUAUAGGGACUCGCCCAGCGCUGCUCGAGCUGUCUUGCCUGGUCCAGGUUCUGCCACAUCUAUCCCCAGGGCCUUCGCUUCUCAGGGAAGCCCUCCACACCAGGCCCCGAGACGUAAAGAUAUUAAAGCGAGAGAUAUUCCUAAGAUGGACAACACUUCGAACAAAGAAAGGCCUGCCAACGGAAGGACCAGUACGCAGGACGUCCCGGGAGCCGAGCCGACCAGGCUGGAGCCUCAGAAACCAAAUAGCGAAGACGAGGCGCAAUCCGACGAUAGGGACGAGUCUGGGGAGAAAUAUGGUUCUUCAGGUCUUGAUAGGAGUAUUUAUUCCACGGAAGAAGACUACGAAACCCCAGUUAAUGGUUUAGAGACUACCGCGGAUGGAGAUAAGAUAGACGGUGCCAGUUACGCUUCUGCCCUUAAAUCUGGUUUGAACGGACAAGACACAGACAUUGUAACAUAUAAGCGUAGUCUUAACCCGCAAGACGACUAUGACUCGUAUCCUGAGCUGGAUGAUCUAACGAUGGACGAAAUUCAUCCGCUCCCAAGACCAAGUGCCAACGGAGGGAUCCGGUGGGCUCCGUGGAACGUUCCGUGGAAACGCAGAAUGCAGACAUUUGUUGUGCUUAUGCACUGCAUGUCUAUCGCCCUAACGGUUUCAAUCUUCUUUGCGCUAUGUGCUAACCCCUUUGCUUGGCCAUUGCUGCUUGUAUACCUUCUACACGUACUGAGCUCGAAGGCUGCUACGGACGGAUCGUUGAGAUACCGAUCCGAAUGGUUCCGCAAAAGCUACAUAUGGCAUCUCUUCGCGGGCUACUUCCCAGCCAAGCUUCAUAAAACUCACGAUCUGCCGCCCACUCGGAAGUAUAUCUUCGGCUAUCACCCCCAUGGUAUCAUCUCCCAUGGCGCGAUGGCGGCUCUCGGCACCGAGGCUCUAAGAUUCUCUAAGAAAUUUCCUGGCAUCACGAAUAGUGUUUUAACAUUGGACUCGAACUUCCGCAUUCCACUGUAUCGCGAGUAUAUACUAGCCUUAGGGUUACGAUCAGUUUCGAAAGAUUCCAUUGUCAAUAUUCUAACAAAAGGCGGGCCGAAUGGAGAGGGCAUGGGCCGCGCCGUCACCAUUGUUAUCGGUGGUGCUCGGGAGUCUCUUGAAGCGCAACCAGGUCAGAUGCGUUUGAUCCUGAAGGAGCGCAAGGGGUUCGUCAGGAUUGCUGUUAAAACCGGCGCGGACCUGGUGCCCGUGCUCGCAUUUGGUGAAAACAACUUAUACGACCAACUACAUCCUAAGGAGCACCCACUCGUACACAAACUGCAGAUGUUUGUCCUAAAGGUGUGGAAAUUCACCCUACCAUUCUUACACGGACGAGGUAUUUUCAAUUAUGAUGUAGGCUUGAUGCCGUACCGCCGCCCGUUGAACGUGGUGGUCGGAGCUCCGAUCAAAGUUACGCAGUCGGCCGUCGUGGACCAGGCGGAGGUCGAUCGACUGCAUGAUCUAUACAUUACCGAGCUAGAGAAGCUGUGGGAUCAAUACAAGGACAGGUUUGCUCCCGACAGAAAGGAAGAGAUGCAAAUACUAUCCUAG
Messenger RNA from Daldinia vernicosa, 1956 nucleotides. Its product is annotated as DAGAT-domain-containing protein. The record is from RefSeq and is a predicted model, not a curated record. Gene Ontology annotation, biological process: triglyceride biosynthetic process. The transcript has 2 exons. Gene Ontology annotation, cellular component: endoplasmic reticulum membrane. NCBI's taxonomy places the organism in Eukaryota, Fungi, Ascomycota, Sordariomycetes, Xylariales, Hypoxylaceae. Gene Ontology annotation, molecular function: diacylglycerol O-acyltransferase activity. Bases 1 to 1956 code for a protein of 651 amino acids.